AUGGCACCCAACACAGAUAGGCUUAGCUCGUUACCUCACUCUUUGCUCAAGGAAGCAAUAAGAACCUCAAUUCUCUCCAAAAGUUGGAUAGAUAUCUUUAAGUCUACAUCCAACAUAGAAUUUGAUGAAGUGUCUUUUGUGAAAGAUAGUCAAACUUAUCGAAACAAACAAGCCCAAAGAAAGGCGUUUCUAAAUUUUGUGGCUCUUUGGAUUGCUAAUCACUCAGAAACUAUCGUGGAUAAGUUCUCUUUGAGAUUUUCAAUGCCUGAAAAAGCUAAGAGGGUUGUGGGAAAAUGCAUUUCCUUCGCCACAAAUCAUGGGGUGAAGGAGUUGGAGCUGAACUUUUGUGAUCCUACACUGAAUUGUUACUUUACUACAAAUUAUAUAAAUCAAGAGGCCUUGCAUGAAUUGCCAACACAUGUUUAUGGCCACACUUUCGUCAAAUCUUUGAAGUUGUUCUCAUGCGGCUUUGUUGAGGCUGAAUUUCAUAACUUUCAUGCACUCAAAGAAAUUUCCUUAGGCUGGAUGGAAGUGAAACUCAAUACUACUAAGACCUUGUUGUUAAAUUGCAAGGCACUUGAGAGUUUAAGUCUCAAGAGGUGUUGGAAUUCAGAUGAAUUCAAUUUAGGGGAAGAAAACCUAAGGUUGAGAAAGUUGGUCGUGGACAGAUGCAUGUUUAGAUCUGAUAGCAUUUAUUUUACGGCCAAUGCUCCAAACUUAAGAUAUUUCUAUUAUUCAGGGUUGAAUAAUAACUUUUUGGUCAUAGAUGCACGUUCCCUUGUGAUGGAGGAGUUUAUUCUUGAUUUCUGCAUUGAGUUUGAAGGACAUGCACUAUUUCUCUACAAACUGGUUGAAAAAAUCUCCAGUGCUAGUGUUUUAACCGUGUCUAAUUACUUGCUUCAGGAUUAUGAGCUACCAGAAAACUUUAACCCCGAAAGGUUUUGGACUGAUCAUGAAAGGGCUUCUACAUGCAUGUUAUAUACUCUUAGAUAUGUGGAUAUUAAGAACUUUGAAGGAUCAAUAAAUGAGAUUCGUAUGCUUACCUACUUCAUUACGAUGGGAAGAAUCUUGAGAAAGAUCACUAUCAAUGUAUUGAAGGAUGAUGUUGCGGAUCAAGAUGACAAGUUAGAUUAUUACCGCAGUGACAUGACAGAACAAUUAAUGACUCAAAGGGCUUCAAAAGAUCUAGAGAUUUCAAUGUUAUAA
Messenger RNA from Lotus japonicus, 1206 nucleotides. Its product is annotated as putative F-box/LRR-repeat protein At1g56400. Lineage: Eukaryota; Viridiplantae; Streptophyta; Magnoliopsida; Fabales; Fabaceae. The coding region runs from base 1 to 1206 and encodes 401 amino acids. The transcript has 2 exons. The record is from RefSeq and is a predicted model, not a curated record.